Molecule: messenger RNA, 10658 nt
Organism: Mesocricetus auratus (golden hamster)
Lineage: Eukaryota; Metazoa; Chordata; Mammalia; Rodentia; Cricetidae
Gene: Zfp62
Product: ZFP62 zinc finger protein
Exons: 2
Coding region: 149-2896 (915 amino acids)
Biological process (GO): regulation of transcription by RNA polymerase II
Molecular function (GO): RNA polymerase II cis-regulatory region sequence-specific DNA binding; DNA-binding transcription factor activity, RNA polymerase II-specific
Source: RefSeq, a predicted model, not a curated record
AACAUAAGGACAGGUAGUCCCUAGAGAAGCCACAGAACCCGGCAAAAGUAAGUUAAGCCACCAGAUCCUUGCAACCCGCCGCCCAUUUGGAGAGAAAUCAAGCUGCCAAGCACAGAACCAAGCUUCAGUGUCACAUUUGAAGACAAGCAUGGAGGAUGAAGAAUCAGCUAAAACGAAUGAAAGUAAUUCAAAGGCAGACUCUGAGUACACAAAUGUGGAAAUUCUUCACAAGGAUCAGAUACAGGAAUUUAAGAUUGGUGACACUUGUGAUUGGGUAGAGAAGCAAUUGGAAAGGCCUGAAUGGAAAGAAGAUAAAAGUAGCAUCAGUGAAAAGAUUGACAAAUCUAAGAGCACAGAAAAUAUAAAAAUAGAACAGGAUGAUGAGGCAUCUGAGAAAAGUUUGUACCCAAGUGUAAAUACCAUAAACCAGACUAUCCCUACAGAACCAGAAAUUAGUGAACAAGGUGAACAUGUGGAGAACAUUAAUGGAAACACACAGCCUACUCCACAGCAGAAAUCUGCUGUUAAGAAAUUGCAUAAGUGUGAUGAGUGUGGAAAAUCCUUUAAAUACAAUUCUCGUCUUGUUCAACAUAAGAUUAUGCACACUGGAGAAAAGCUCUAUGAGUGUGAUGACUGUAUGGGAACUUUUCGUAGCAGCUCCAGCCUCCGAGUCCAUAAGCGUAUUCAUACGGGUGAGAAGCCCUAUAAGUGUGAUGAAUGUGGGAAAGCCUACAUGUCUUACUCUAGCCUUAUAAACCACAAAAGCACCCAUUCUGGGGAGAAGAACUGUAAAUGUGAUGAGUGUGGAAAAUCCUUCAAUUAUAGUUCUGUUCUGGACCAACACAAAAGGAUCCACACUGGAGAGAAGCCCUAUGAAUGUGGUGAAUGUGGAAAGGCCUUCAGGAACAGUUCUGGUCUGAGAGUCCACAAAAGGAUUCACACAGGGGAGAAGCCCUAUGAAUGUGACAUCUGUGGGAAAACCUUCAGUAAUAGUUCUGGCCUGAGGGUCCACAAAAGGAUCCAUACAGGUGAGAAACCCUAUGAAUGUGAUGAAUGUGGGAAGGCAUUCAUUACUUGCAGAACACUUCUAAAUCAUAAAAGCAUCCACUUUGGUGAUAAACCUUAUAAAUGUGAUGAAUGUGAGAAAUCUUUUAAUUAUAGCUCUCUCCUCAUUCAGCAUAAAGUCAUCCACACUGGUGAGAAACCUUAUGAAUGUGAUGAAUGUGGGAAGGCCUUCAGGAACAGCUCAGGCCUCAUAGUGCAUAAAAGGAUCCACACAGGAGAGAAACCUUACAAGUGUGAUAUCUGUGGCAAAUCAUUCAGCUAUAGUUCAGGCCUUGCAGUCCAUAAAAGCAUUCAUCCUGGAAAGAAAGCCCAUGAAUGUAAGGAGUGUGGCAAGUCCUUUAGUUAUAACUCACUUCUUCUUCAGCAUAAAACCAUUCAUACUGGAGAAAGACCUUAUGUAUGUGAUGUGUGUGGCAAAACAUUCAGGAACAAUUCAGGCCUCAAAGUCCAUCGGAGGCUCCAUACUGGGGAAAAACCAUACAAGUGUGAUGUGUGCGGGAAGGCCUAUAUCUCACGCUCAAGCCUUAAAAAUCAUAAAGGAAUCCACAUGGGGGAGAAGCCCUAUAAAUGCAGCUAUUGUGAGAAAUCCUUCAACUACAGCUCUGCCCUUGAACAGCAUAAAAGGAUUCAUACAAGGGAGAAACCCUUUGGGUGUGAUGAGUGUGGAAAAGCCUUCAGAAACAAUUCAGGCCUUAAAGUACAUAAACGAAUUCACACAGGGGAAAGACCUUAUAAAUGUGAAGAAUGUGGGAAAGCCUAUAUCUCACUCUCAAGCCUUAUAAAUCAUAAAAGUGUACACCCUGGGGAAAAGCCCUUUAAGUGUGACGAGUGUGAGAAAGCCUUCAUCACAUACCGAACCCUUUUAAACCACAAAAAGAUUCAUCUUGGAGAAAAGCCCUACAAAUGCGAUGUGUGUGAGAAAUCUUUUAACUACACCUCACUCCUUUCUCAACACAAAAGAGUUCAUACUAGAGAGAAGCCCUUUGAAUGUGACAGGUGUGAGAAGGUCUUCAGAAACAACUCAAGCCUUAAAGUUCAUAAAAGAAUACACACUGGGGAGAAGCCCUAUGAGUGUGACGUGUGUGGAAAAGCCUACAUCUCACACUCAAGCCUUAUCAACCAUAAAAGUACGCAUCCUGGCAAGACACCUUACACCUGUGAUGAAUGCGGAAAAGCAUUUUUCUCAAACAGAACUCUUAUAAGCCAUAAGAGAGUCCAUCUUGGGGAAAAACCCUUCAAGUGUGUUGAGUGUGGGAAAUCGUUUAGCUACAGUUCACUUCUUUCCCAACACAAGAGGAUCCACACAGGGGAGAAACCUUAUGUAUGUGAUUGGUGUGGGAAGGCAUUCCGGAACAGCUCAGGCCUCACAGUGCAUAAAAGGAUCCACACAGGUGAAAAACCUUAUGGAUGUGAUGAAUGUGGGAAGGCGUACAUUUCACACUCGAGUCUUAUCAAUCAUAAAAGUGUCCACCGUGGAAAGCAGCCCUAUGACUGUGAGUGUGGGAAAUCUUUCAAUUAUAGAUCUGUCCUUGACCAACAUAAAAGGAUCCACACUGGAAAGAAGCCAUACCGGUGUAAUGAUUGUGGGAAGGCAUUUAAUAUCAGAUCAAAUCUUACUAAACAUAGAAGAAUCCAUACCGGAGAGGAAUCUUUAAAUAUGGCAAAUAUGGAAAGUCAUAGUGGCACAUUCCAGAAGAUAAUCUACUAUGAGGGAGAGAAUGCUCUGGAUGGGACUAGGAUGCGGAUGCCUAUGCCUAUAUGGGAAGCACAGCCUACCAAGUCUCAAAGAAAUCAAAUAGAAGAAAAUUUGUUUGAAUGUAAGAAUUUCUGAGAUCCUUACUUAUGGCUUAUAAUUUUUAUAGUGUAAACGAAAGAAUUCUAAAUGAUGAUGAAAGCAAUUCUUUCUAUAUGAUUCAAUCAUAGUAAAGACAGUCACAAUAGUUGAACUCUUUAAGAAUAUAAAAUAACCACUAGAUAUAAAACUUUUCAAAUUGAUGGAACAUUUAAUGGACAUAAAACAUGAAGGUAAAGGACUCUAGUUAGAAAGCACAUUCACCAUUACAAAGACACUAUUUGGAUAAAUGAGUGAAGAAGAAUGUAGAAAGUCUGGUAUAGUUUUGAACUUUGGUCAGUGAGAAAAAAAAUGUGAGAAGGGCCACUAACAGGCAAAUUCAGGGAGAGAAUAGCUUCAGGGAAUAUCAGUUUAUUGGUGGUCAUGAAUUACAGACUUAACAAUAAUGGUUUGUGAUAGGGAGAGAACUUCUGAAACAAUUAAAUGUCCUAGGAAAAGAAAAGGCAUAGUCAAAUGGUCAUGAAUUACAGACUUAACAAUAAUGGUUUUGUUUUUUUUUGUUUUGUUUUUUUUUUAAAUAAUGGUUUGUGAUAGGGAGAUAACUUCUGAAACAAAUGUCCUAGGAAAAGAAAAGGCAUAGUCAAAUCUGUGAUAUAGUCAUGUUAAAUGCAGCUUUAUUGGAAUUUACUAUUAUACUAAUUGAACUGGUAAGACUUUUAAGAGUUUCAAGUGAACUAUCUUAAUAAGUAAUAUAUAUGAUAGAUGAAAACCUGGAAGGUGGCAUUUACACAUACUAAGGAUGGAGAGAAUUUCAGUAUCUUCAGUAAGUAAUGGAACACAUCUUCAACAUGAGUUUGCACCUUACAGAAAAAAUUCAGGGAAUCCUAUAAAUAAAAAGAUGUUUCAAAGGAAGGCAUUUUACCACAAGAGCAGAGUAAGUAUCAGUAAUUAGGAGGAGAAAAUUCAUGUUUUUAAAACAAUAUUGUUUGUUUCAGAAAGUAUUGUAAAGAUUUCAUGUACUGCAUAUGUAUAUUGUCUGUUGUAAAAUAUGAAUACAUUCAGAAUUUACUUUGCCAUAAGGGCCAGAUAGUUAUGAUAAGGUAAGGCAAGACCCCAAUAAAGAAAUGCCUCAAGUGUAAAUAGGCUGUGACUUACUUUAGAUGAAAUAAUAUAGAGAACCAUUUGUGUGUCAUAUCUUUCCUUGUAAUGGUACAGGAUCUAAGCCAGAAAAGCUUCUGUCUUAUCUGUGAAGACUCAUCCACCAAGCUAAUACCUGGAGCUUCACCAGAAGUUAGAUCAUGCUUUUCUCAGGGGAAAAACAUGCAUUUUGAAGAGACUGUGAAUAGGCAAUCUGAUCCUGAUAACUGAGGCUGGGUUAUAAUUUGUUAGAGUGGGUAGGCUGUGUGAGUGAUCUGUCACUAUACAGUUCAUCAUGAGCAGAAUUCAAUACAAAAUAUUAGUAACUGUAGCAUUAAAGAUUAGGUAUCUCAACAGUAAAAGUAGACUUUUUCUGAAUUGAGCUUUACUCGUAGUAUUUGGAUAAGUUAUUAGUGCCAGGUGAAGUCUCACUUUGUUCUCAAGACUUCAGGAUCUACUGUCAUUACAAAAGACAAUCUCCAGCCAGAUCCAAAUUUCUUUAAGGAUUUCUAUCUCACAAAAUAAUUCCCAUGUCUCCCUCUGAGCAUACUAGAUCCCACUGGAGCUGGAAUUCUAAGUACUUGUAAGCUACCCGAUAGGGAUGCUGGGGACCAAAUUUGGGUCUUGGAGAGCAAUACAAACCUUUAACUACUGAGCCAUCUCUUUAGCCUUUUAGAUUGGCAUCCUGAUUAUCCCAGUGCACUGAAUGCUCAGGACAACAACUGCAGCCCCCAUCGAAUCAGAGAUGGAAAUAGGCUAGUAUCCUCGUGGCCUGGCCUUGAGAAUUAUAUCAAGGGCCAGACAAAUGAUACUCAGAUGAACUCAGAUGUUUAUGGGUCUCCUGGCUUCUAGUUGCCCCACCGGGACACCAUGCUGCAGAGUCGGUGAGUUUAUUGCAAAUAAGCCUGUUUGGACCAGUCCAGUCCAUGGAUGUGAGGUUAGUGAUUACCCUCACUUUUCUAGUAAAUGCUGUGGGAGAAGAAAAUAAAAAGCAAAAAUGUUAACUUGUAAGUGAAUCAAAAUAUAUUUUUAAAGUUUCCAAGGUUAAGAGAAUUGGCAUGAUAAAGAGUAAAUUGGAAUCUGGAAGAUUGGAGGCCUAAAGUGCUUUUAUCUAGGAGCAGGGUCAGGAUGUUUAACUUUAGGUUUUAUAAAGUUAAAUGUGUAUGGAAAGUGUCAUAGACAAGUGUCAACAGGAUAAAGAUAAAGUUUUAAAAUCUGGGAUGAAAAGCAUAAAAAACCAAUAGAUAUUCUGUUUCUGGUAAAAGAAUGCUAAGCUAUUUGGGUCAAAAAAUAAUGUAAUUUUUAAAGACACGGAGUAGUAUCUUGUCUUUAGUACAUUUGGCUGCUAUAACAAAUUGUAGAUUGCAUAGUUUAGAAAUAACUAUAAUUCUGGAGGCUGGCAAGUGUAAUAAUGGGGCACCCUCAGGUUGCAUGUCUGGUUAGGAUCCAUUUCCUGGGUCAUAAAAGAGACCUCAGUGCACCACAUGUAGAUCAAGGGGUCUUGAGCCUCCUUUAUAGGAGCACCAAUACCAUAUAUGAGUACUCCACCUCUUAAUUUAAUCACUUCCCAAUGGCCCAACUUCAUACUGGUGAUUAAGUUUCCACAUAAAAAUAUGGGGGGUGGGUAGUGAACAUGUAAAUACCUCAAGAGAGCAUUGAAGCUGAAAAGACACUGAACAACCCCAGAACAGCUUAAAUAGGAUGCUGGGGGCAGGAGAGGUGACUCAGCAGAUAGGGCUUACUACUCUUGCAGAGGACCCAUGCCACGUUUGGUUCUCAGUGCCCAUUUGGGAGGCUUACAACCUUCUGAAACUCCAGCUUUAGGGAUUUUCAGUGCCUCUGGCCUUAAUGAGUACACACACUUAAAAAAAAUAAUGUAGAUCUUUUAAAAAUGGGAUCCUAUAAGAUAAAUUGCAACCUAUACCAUAGACUGUUGAUGCUCUCUGGGUGAGAGAAAUUCAGUGCCAGAAAUAGGGUUUCUAUUGCUGUGAAGAUACAUCAUGACUAAUUAAUUGGGGUGGCUCACUUACAGUUCAGAAGUUCAAUCCAUUAUUAUCAUGGUGGGAUAUGGCAGUGUACAGGCAGACAUGGUGUUGGAGCUGACAGUUCUUAACAUCUUGCAGGCAAAAGUAAGUGGUCUGAGACACUGAGCUGUAUCUUGAGCAUAUAUUCGACCUCAAAAGCCCACCACCAAGUGACACUCUUCCUUCAGCAAGACCAUUCUACUCCAACAAGGCCACAUCACCUUAUAGUACCACUCUUUGGGGGCCAUUUUCUUCCAAACUAUCACCAUAGUGAUGAGUGGGAGACCUUUAAAAAGUUACAUUGCAUUCUCAAAAAACGGCUAUACCCUACAGAGUGAUAGUAAAACAAAUCAGCCAACCUCUGUGUAGACACAAUGGCCUUGUUAAUAACAGACUGGUAGAAGAGAAAGUGAAAACAUUUCUGGUUUUACUCGGGUCUAGGUAACAGCAGUCUGAGACAUGGCAGGCACAGAAAUUUAAUCUCCUUUCUUUUCUUUUUUUCCUUUUGUGGCACAGUCACUCUAUCCCAGCUUAGCUUCGAAAUCACAAUCCUGUUUCUGCCUUCCAAAGUUCUGAGGUUACAGGUGUGUGCCUCCACAGCUUUCAUAAAUAAUUUUUAAUGGCAGUAAUCUGGAAGCAAAGAUAAUUAUAUAUUGGGAAACAAUGUAAGUGAAGUCUAACAGAAACAUACUUAAUAGGCUUGCCAUUACUGAACUAACUGUAUUUAUAAAAAUACUUAGGUGAUUAUAAUACUUAAAGAAGCACUUGGCAACAGAACAAGACACAUGAAAAAGCAGUUACUGAACUGAGAGAUGUGUUAAGUUGCUUAGAAUGUAGCUACAAAAUGGGAAAAUGUAGAUGUAUUGGUAAGUUCCAUUGAGAUUUGUUUUUCAGUGAAGAGAGGCAGUUUUAGCAUUUAAUCAUAGUUGAGAAGGAGAAAGAGUAGGGGGAACUGAGCUGGGAAUUUUCCAGAAUUAAAGUCUACAGAUACAAAGUCCCCAAGAUUGUGAAGUGGGGUAAAUUUAUAAAAAUUGCAUCUCACCACACUCAGGGCAGAAGCAAGUGGAUCUCUGAGUCAAUCCUCAGAAGAGAAGAAAAAGAAAUAGGCCUCAGAAUGACAUGCAGACAUAAUUGAAUUAGCAUGGGGCUUGCCUGGAAAUGCAGUAGGGGUUUAAGAAUUCUGGAAAGGAGAAGCACCUUACUUUUAGGAUGAAUCUAUCUUCCUGAAGGUGGUUGGUCCCCUAGCCAGGUCCCUGCCACUGUCCCAUUGGAUUGACCACUAAGACAAGAGCAUGUCUCUACCUAAAAUAUAUUCCAUCUUUACAUGCCCAUUGAGAAUAUUCCCAUUUAGUUUGAACAUUUCUCAAGCCAUGAGUAGUGUUGGUUGAUGGCUGAAAGUAGGGUUUCUCUACCAGGAAACCUGGAUUUAAAUGAGGGCUCUUGGCUGGGCAGUGGUGGUGCACUUCUUAAUCCCAGCACUUGGGAGGCAGAGGCAGGCAGAUCUCUGGAGUGUUCGAGGCCAGCCUAGUCUACAAAAACGAGGUCCAGGACAACCAGGAGGGCUACACAGAAAAAAUCCUGUCUUGAAAAACCAAAAAAAUAAAAGAAACUCACUUCUUCUCAGAUAGGCCCAGGCCAGUAACUAAACCACUUGCCUUGAUGUAUCUUCACCUGCCUUUUGUCAGGGUAAUAGUGAGCUCAAAGGGAAUGAGGUAAAAGCAGUCAGUAAAAUUGCAGACCAAGGAAGAGUGCCUGAAGUGAGAAUAGUGUAAAUGAGGAUGUAAAAGAAUGGCUAGCCAAAUAGUAGCUCUCUUCCAAGCAUUGUGGAACAUCAAGACCCUGAGGUAAUAGAAGGCAAUUCUUAGCUGGAACUCAAGAAAAAUUCCCCAAGGUUCAUGCCAUAUAAGAUAAAAUGAGAAGAGAGGUGAGAAAACCAAGCUUUUGGAUCCCCCCCCCCAGUGGUAAUCUUGCUUUAAAGUAAGAAAUAUGUUGUUCUGAGCAAGUGUGCUUUAUCUUUGCCAGAGGGGUUCAGCAAGAAGAGCCUCCAACUUGAGUCUAGCAAUAGACACUAUUAGAUGAACUGAAGGAUGUGGGAAUUUCCAUCUCUGGCUUAAGCAGUUUUAGACAACCUAGAUAUACAUGUUAUACACAUUUUGCUUCCAUGAAUCUCCUCUCCUCUUCUAGCUUUUGUUGUAGUGAUGAUUUUUUUACUUGGUUAUUCUCAGAUAUGAUAGAGUGCCAAGCUCCCACUAUCUUCACUGUGGCUAUUUUUAGUAAGUGCCCAUUAAGGUCUAAGAAGAUAAGAGGAGAUCCUGGGGUUGUUAGGGACUCACUGAAGAGAGCAAAGUUCCUCUGGUCUCAGAUACAAAUUUAGGGCCCAUAUUCCAGUCAAUUCAAUGAUUAUGAAUUUUUUUCUUGUCCUGCCUGCAAUUUUUUCAUCUGUAAAGCACAAUUCUUUAAGGGUUAAUGAGAUGGGGGCAGCAAAAUUGCUCAGUGAGUAAAGGCACUUGUUGCCAUGCCUGACAACUUGAGUUUGAUCCCUGGGAUCUACAAGGCCAAAAAGAGAGACUCCUGUAAAUUGUCUUUUGGCUUCCCCACGUGUGCCACACACAUAUUCAUAUGUGAUGUUCUGGGAAUUGAAUUCAGGUCAUCAGACUUUGUAGCUAGCAGUUUUACACACUGAGCCAUUUAGGUUCCUUGUUUUAUUUAUUUUUGUUGUUUUUGAGACAGCCCUCACUGUGUAUGCUUAGCUAGUUUGCAACUUGCCGAUAGAUGAGGCUGGCCUGUAACUUGCAGUCCUGCCUCUGCUUCCUAAGUGCUGGGGGUUUUAGGUAUGUAGCACCACUCCCAAUGAAGCCUACAUUUUCUGUUAAAAAUACCAUGCAGACAGCUGCUUCCAGAGCUUCUGUAAUGCAGCACUGUCUGCUCCCUCCCUGAAGCUCUAAAUCAAAGAUUAUAACUUUGUCUUUCCCAUCUUUCUGUCUCUUUUGCUCACUGGUCAAAAGCCUAAGCAGGCUGCCCUGACACUGGUCUGUCUUAUUCUUUCUCUGAAUCUCUCCCACUUCUGCCAUGCAGCUGUCUGUCUCGUGACCUCCAUGCUAAACUUGCCUGUUUUCUUGGACACUAACUCAAAAGGCACAGCGAGUUCUCUUCCUCUCAUAUCUCCCACCCCCUGUCAGCUGCCAAGACUUCUAGCUAACUCUGAUAAUAGUGUCUUGGAGCUUCAAAACAUACAAUAUAGACAUUAUUGCUAAAUUGCAUAAUCUGUCUUAUUUUCAAAAGUUCAAAGCAAGGAAGAGAAUAAAAAUUAAUGAAAAACAACACAAUAGAGAUCAACAAGGUCAAGGCUGGCACUUCAAAUGUAAAAAAAAAAUCGAUAAACUUUUGGUGUGAUUUAAUGAGAAAAACCAGAAAAUAUGAAUAAUCUAAAUUAGAAAUGAAAAGGAUGGAAUCGGUAGACAUUCUGUAAGAAGUUAGGAGUUUAUUUUUAGACUCCCUAACAUUGACAUGUCCUAGUUAUAGUUUUGUUAUUUCAUUGUGUUCAGAAAACAUACUCUGUAUUUGCUGUCCUUAAAAAUGUGCUGAGACUUGCUUUAGGCCCAGCAUGUUUUGCCUUGUUCACAGCCCUGGAAAAGAACACAUGGAUGUGCUCAGCUCCAUGAAGUCAUUAGGUUAAGUCUUUAAUGUACCACACUUAUUCACUGUCACUAAUGAGUGGUAAUUUGUUGAGUUUCCCCUUUACUGUGGAUUUGGUUUUACUAAGGCCACAUGGAUAUAGAACUAGCUCGUUAAAACUUUAUGGAUGAAAACUUGAUUCUGGUGAUGCCUUUUGCUUAUUUAGUCUCUUUUUAUCUGGCACUAAUAGACCAACUUUUGAUUAUUGCUACAUGGCUUAUCUCCAUUUUUUUUACUUUGAAUGUUUCUGUGCAUUUUUGCAUGUUAGAUUUGCCAUCUGGAAAUAACAUGGGGUAUCGUUUAAUCCAGUCUAAUAAUUCAUUUUAAUAGGAACAUUAGCCUUUUAAUGCAUGACUGCUGAUUGCUUUAGAUUUAAAAUUUAUUGACUUUUAAUUUCAUCUGAUUUCAGUUAUUUCCUGUGACGUCUUCAGAUUAUAUCAGAAUUACUCUAUUAGAAUUCUAUUAGAAUUAUUUUAUUUUCGCCUUCUACUUUGAAAAUUAUAUUCUUUUAAACUGAAUUAAAACCUACUUUUUGAGCAAUGAAUUGGCUGUAUAGAUCAGAUUAGCCUCUAACUUGCUGUCUUCCUGCCUUAGCCUUCCAGCUGCUGGAAGCACAAGUAUAUGCCACCAUAUCCAACUAGAUAUUUUUUGUUAGGAAUACAUUUCUUGGCUGGAUCCCAUGUUCAUUUUCCACAACAAACACCUGUCUGAAUUUUACUCUGUCCAUGUAUUUAUUUAAUAUAUAUUUUAAAAACUUCUUUUAAGGUUUGCUUCUGUGUCUUUGGUUACUUGUGUUUUACUACAAAGUAUCUUAGUAGACAAUUGUUUUAGUAAUCCUAUAUUGGUUCUUUGUGUUCCUGAAGUUGUGGCUUUAUGUCUCAGUAAACUAGUGCUGAGAUAUUAGAUAUACACCCUUCUCUUCCUUCCAGGAUUUAAAUAAAGGUAUAUUUGACCUUCUCACCAUA